AUGGCGCUGUUUUCAGCAGCAGCAAAAGGAGACGUCCAAAGUAUACAGUCAUUAAUUGAAUCGGAAGACGGGUCAGAGGAUUCGGGAUACUACUCGGAUGCGUCUGGUAAGACGGCCCUUCACAUUGCUUCGGAAAACGGACAUUUGCAAACGGUUAAAUUCCUUAUCCAUCAUGGAGCAAAAGUGAAUGUGGGCGAUUAUAAACGACAGACAGCAGUUCACUUAUGCUCAAAGAAAGGCCAUCUUCAUGUGGUAGAGCUGUUAGUGAAUGAAGGAGCAAGCAUUGAAAUUGGUGACAAAAAUGGAUUUACAGCUCUUCACAUAGCAUCAUUCGAGGGUCAUUUUGAUAUAGUCAAAUACCUUGUUAGUAAAGGGGCAGAGCUGGACAGACUUGCUAGUGAUUACUGGACACCUCUACACCUUGCUUUAAACGGUGGCCAUAUUGACAUUGCAGAGUACCUUUUGACAGAAGGAGCCAACAUUAACGCGUGUGGUAAAAGUGGAUGUACAGCUCUACAUACUGCAUCAAAAACUGGAAAUAUUGAUGGAGUGAAAUUACUAACCAGGCAAGGAGCAGAGCUGGAUAUGACCACUGACUAUGGCUGGACCGCACUAAGUUUUGCUACAUCAGGGGGGCACCUUGACAUUGUCAAAUUUCUCAUUAACGAAGGGGUAGAGGUUGACAAAGCACUCGGGAGCGGGAUGACACCCUUGUGUCUUGCAACAAAAAGAGGCCAUCUGGGUAUUGUCGAGGUCUUACUGAACGUAGGAGCACAUAUUGAUAACUGUAAUCGAGACGGGUCAUCAGCACUCCACAUUGCAUCGUACAACGGACACAUUGAGAUAGUUCAUCAUCUCAUUAGCGAAGGGUCACAUCUUGACAAAUGUGACAAAACCGGAAAGACACCCUUGGCUUGUGCUUCUCAAAAAGGCCAUCUUGAAGUCGUCGAGUAUAUCGUGAACAAAGGAGCAGGCAUUGAAAUUAGUGAUAAGGAUGGGUUUACAGCUCUUCAAGUAGCAUCACGCGAGGGUCAUCUUGAUAUUGUCAAAUGCCUUGUUAGGAAUGGAGCAGACCUGGAAAGACUUACUAAUGAUUACUGGACACCUCUGAAUCUUGCUUUAGACGGGGGCCAUCUUGACAUUGCAGAGUACCUUUUGAAAGAAGGAGCCAAUAUUAACACGUGUGGUAAAGGUGGAUGUACAGCACUACAUACUGCGUCACAAACUGGUAAUAUUGAUGGAGUAAAAUUUCUAACCAGGCAAGGAGCAGAGCUGGAUAGGACCACUGACGAUGGUUGGACCGCACUUAGUUUGGCUUCAUUUGGGGGACACAUUGACAUUGUCAAAGUUUUCGUGAACAGAGGGGUAGAGAUUGACAAAGCACUCAGGAACGGCAAGACACCCUUGUGUCUUGCAACAGAAAGAGGCCAUCUGAGUAUUGUCGAGAUCUUACUGAACGUAGGAGCAAAUAUUGAUAAAUGCAAUCGAGACGGGGUUACAGCUCUUCACAAAGCGUCAUUCAAGGGUCAUGUUGAAAUUGUCAAAUAUCUUGUUAAGAAAGGGGCACAGUUAAACAAAUGUGACAAAAACAACAGGACACCCUUGUCUCGUGCUUGUCAAGAAGGCCAUCUUGAAGUGGUCGAGUAUUUCAUGAACGAAGGAGCAGGCAUUGAAGUUGGUAAAGAUGGGUUUACAGCUCUUCACAUAGCAUCAUUGGAGGGUCAUCUUGAUAUUGUCAAAUAUCUUGUUGAGAAAGGGGCACAGCUUGACAAAUGUGACAAAACCGACAGGACACCCUUGUCGUAUGCUUCUCAAAAAGGCCAUCUUGAGGUCGUUGAGUAUAUCGUGAACAGAGGAGCAGGAUUUGAAAUCAGUGAUAAACAUGGGUAUACAGCUCUUCACAUAGCAGCAUUCGAGGGUCAUCUUGAUGUUGUCAAAUACCUUGUUAGUAAAGGGGCGGACCUUGGGAGACUUGCUGAUGAUUACUGGACACCUUCACGUCUUGCUUUUCAUGGCGGCCAUCUCAGUAUACAUGCCUUUCUGUUAAAGAUCGUUAAGCCAUUCAUUGGGUUUAAAGAGGACAACUAUGACUACCUUCCUUUUGGGGGUGAAGCUUAUCCUGGCUAUAUGCCCCCAUACUCCCGAACAUACGAUCCAUAUCUUACCAGUCAACGAGACAGCUCUCGCUCCUCGAGGAAGAGCAUCACAGAAGAGACAAUGAUUAUAAGUCUCGACGAGUACAGAAUCAAGGUUCCACUUUCACCAGACGAUCUGAACAUAGCCAAAAAUAUCAGAGCAGAAGCAUUGACGAGCAUUCCACCUGACUUAAACCUGGGAAAAGACGAAGUUAUCAUCUCAGUUGGGCUUAAGCUUUCCCCUCCUGGUCUUCAGUUUAAAACUCCGGUGGAAGUCACGGUCUCGCAUAGCGCUAUUUUCAGCAACCCAGACAAGGCGGAAAUCGUGCUAUACACCCGAAGGACUGGUAAGAUCUUCCUUUUCUUUAAUGUGCGUGCCAUAGGUAUGGGUACCCAGCAGAUUUCCAUCAUCAUGCAAUAUACUAUUGCGUGCAUUGCAUCGCGUCAGAAUUUUGAACGCAUCGAGAUAUGCGUAGAUCAAGAAUGCUGCACAGAGCUUGCAUAUUGCUGCACACGACUUGCAUAG
Molecule: messenger RNA, 2661 nt
Organism: Strongylocentrotus purpuratus (purple sea urchin)
Lineage: Eukaryota; Metazoa; Echinodermata; Echinoidea; Camarodonta; Strongylocentrotidae
Product: ankyrin repeat domain-containing protein 50-like
Exons: 2
Coding region: 1-2661 (886 amino acids)
Cellular component (GO): cytoplasm
Molecular function (GO): protein binding
Source: RefSeq, a predicted model, not a curated record